AUGGCAAACAUGUCCACACAGUUGAGUGAGGAUGACGGAGAAGAGCUGAAAAUGAGACUGGUGCAGGGGAGGGAGAGGGUGAGGGAGAGGGAGAGGAGGGGAGAGGGAGAGGGGGGGAGAGAGAGGGAGAGAAAGAGGGGGGGAGAGAGGGAAAGAGAAGAGAAAGAGGAGGAGGAGGAGGAGGAGGAGGAGGAGGAGGAGGAGGAGGAGGAGGAGGAGGAGGAGGAGGAGGAGGAGGAGGAGGACAGGGGGACAGGGGGACACACAAACAAACACUCUCACGUACAGCAAGAAAGACGCAGGAGAAGGGGCGGUUCAAAGGGAAUGGAUGAAACAAGGGGCAUCCGUUUAAUACCUUCAAAAUGA
This is a messenger RNA of Closterium sp. NIES-65, 366 nucleotides long. The record is from the annotation of a GenBank genome assembly. Lineage: Eukaryota; Viridiplantae; Streptophyta; Zygnematophyceae; Desmidiales; Closteriaceae.